ACACAAAUGUCUGUAAACAAAUUUGUUGGCACAAAUUUACACAUUGAACUCGUUGAUGGCAGACUGGUAGAAGGAGUUCUUGCUGUGGUAGACCCAUUUGGAAACUUGCUAUUAUCAAAUGUCUACGAAAUUGCUCAGGACAAAAUAAAACCAAGUGAGAUUCACCGGAGAGAGCUAGGGUUAGUUAGUGUCCCCAGCGACCAGCUAAAAGAUAUAUUUUUGGAUGAAAAUCAGUUACAUGUGCUAGAGAGCUAG
Messenger RNA from Metschnikowia bicuspidata var. bicuspidata NRRL YB-4993, 255 nucleotides. RefSeq lists its product as uncharacterized. NCBI's taxonomy places the organism in Eukaryota, Fungi, Ascomycota, Pichiomycetes, Serinales, Metschnikowiaceae. The record is from RefSeq and is a predicted model, not a curated record. The transcript has a single exon. Gene Ontology annotation, cellular component: NatC complex. The annotation marks the transcript as partial.